This is a messenger RNA of Neocloeon triangulifer, 1180 nucleotides long. Its product is annotated as aldo-keto reductase family 1 member B1-like. Lineage: Eukaryota; Metazoa; Arthropoda; Insecta; Ephemeroptera; Baetidae. The transcript has 7 exons. Gene Ontology annotation, molecular function: aldose reductase (NADPH) activity. The record is from RefSeq and is a predicted model, not a curated record. Bases 113 to 1066 code for a protein of 317 amino acids. Gene Ontology annotation, cellular component: cytosol.
AUACAAAGGAUCAUCCACGGCUCCUCCUCACUUGGACCACCGGCAGCCGCGAGAUCGCGUCUCACUCCGCACCAAAACAUUGCCAAAUUUUCAGCACAAAAAGGCGAUUACGAUGGCAGCUCAAGUGUCUGCAGUAAAACUGUCGAAUGGUUUCGACAUGCCAAUUGUCGGACUUGGAACCUGGAAGUCAGAACCGGGCGUGGUGGCCCAAGCGGUGAAAGACGCGAUCGACGUUGGAUACCGGCACUUCGACUGCGCGCACUGCUACGCUAAUGAGAACGAAGUAGGCGAGGGACUGAACGCCAAGAUCAAGGAAGGUGUCGUCAAAAGAGAGGAACUCUUCAUCACCAGCAAGCUAUGGAACACAAACCACCGCCCAGACAUGGUGAUUCCGGCGUGCAAAACAACUUUGAAGAACCUUGGCCUUGACUACUUGGACCUCUAUCUGAUCCACUGGCCCAUUGCUUAUAAGGAUGGAGAGGAGCGUUUCCCAACAGACGCAAAUGGAAAAAUGCUUCACAGUGAUGCCGAUUACGUGGACACUUGGCCCGAGAUGGAAAAACUGGUUGAACUCGGUCUGGUUCGUUCCAUUGGCCUGUCCAACUUCAACAGCCAGCAAAUUGAGCGCGUCCUCAAAGUGGCCAAAAUCAAGCCUGUUGUCAACCAAGUCGAGUGCCACCCUUACUUGAAUCAGAAGAAGUUGAUGGAUUUCUGCAAGGAGAGGGGCAUAUCCAUUACAGCAUACUCGCCACUGGGCUCGCCUGACCGCCCGUGGGCAAAGCCGGGAGAGCCUGCGUUGCUCGAUGAUGAGAAGCUCAAAGAGAUGGCCAAGAAGCUGAGAAAGAGUACAGCUCAGCUUGUCAUCAGAUACCAGGUCGAACGCGGUAAUGUGGUGAUCCCAAAGUCUGUGCACAAGAAGAGGAUGGCCGAAAAUUUGGACGUGUUUAACUUCAAGCUGUCUGAGCAGGACAUUCAAUAUAUUGAUUCGUUUGACUGCAACGGACGCGUCUGCGCAGAGCUGGGAGCUACAGACCACCCGCACUAUCCAUUCCACAUUGAGUUCUGAAUGAAAUAAAUUGUAACAAACAAAUAAAUAUUCUUGGAUUUGAUUAUCAAAUAAAAUUAUGGACUUUGUUUUUUUCUGAAAGCAAAAUUUAACCUGAACUCAAUAAUUGAUAAA